Molecule: messenger RNA, 2117 nt
Organism: Myripristis murdjan (pinecone soldierfish)
Lineage: Eukaryota; Metazoa; Chordata; Actinopteri; Holocentriformes; Holocentridae
Gene: cel.2
Product: carboxyl ester lipase, tandem duplicate 2
Exons: 11
Coding region: 333-2003 (556 amino acids)
Source: RefSeq, a predicted model, not a curated record
GUGGGAACAUCACGAUGACAGUAUGCAUGCAAUACACCACUUGCUACAACAUCUACAAAACUACAAGGACAGUAGUUAAUACAUUUCACUGUAAGGAUGCACAUUCACCAGUCUGCACCGUGAAAUAAGGUCACAGCCUGAAGGUUGUGCAACAUCAUCUGCAACACACAGAUUGAUAGAAAUUUCCAUAUGAAUGGGAGGCUUGUUGCGUAAUGAUCCAUAUGCGUGUUCCUUUUGGUCUCUUGCCACCAGCCGGACACAGGGGAGGGGUAACUGGUAUAUAAGGACUAUGGGACGACUGCCAGGACCUGACCUGGUGUUUUUGGACAGCCAUGAUGAAGACGCUUGGGAUUUUGGUUGCUGUCUCCCUGUUCCUGGGGACGGCAUCAGCAGCAUCUCUGGGGGUGGUGUACACGGAGGGAGGCAUGGUGCAGGGGGAGAACAUCCGCCUGGGGUUUCGGCGUCACAUGGACGUCUUCAAGGGAAUUCCCUUCGCUGACAUUCCCGGGAGGUUUGAGAAGCCAAAGCGUCACCCUGGCUGGGACGGCAUCCUGAAGGCCACUGAGUUCAGGAAGAGGUGCUUACAGGUGAACCUGCUUCAGACUGACACUCGUGGCAGCGAGGACUGUCUCUACCUCAACAUCUGGGUCCCUCAUGGCCGAGACGUGUCCACUGAUCUCCCCGUCAUGGUUUGGAUCUACGGCGGAGGUUUCCUGGUUGGAGGCUCGAUGGGAGCCAACUUCCUGGACAACUACCUGUACAGCGGACAGGAGAUCGCAGACAGGGGGGACGUCAUUGUGGUGACUCUGGGAUACCGAGUGGGAACCCUGGGCUUCCUCAGCUCUGGAGAUGCGAGUGGACCUGGAAACUACGGUCUGUGGGACCAGCACGCCGCCAUCGCCUGGGUGCACAGGAACAUCCGCUCUUUCGGAGGAGACCCUGACAAUGUCACCAUUUUUGGAGAGUCUGCCGGUGGAGCGAGUGUCAGCUUCCAGACUCUCACUCCCCACAACAAAGGACUGUUCAAGAGAGCCAUCUCCCAGAGCGGGGUCGCCCUCUGCCCCUGGGCUGUGAACAGGAACCCCCGCAAGUUAGCAGAGGAGGUUGCUCGGAAAGUAAACUGCCCUACUGAUGACACAAUGAUGGCCUGUCUUAAAAUGACCGAUCCUGUUCAGCUCACCUUGGCCGGGAGCCUCAACAUACACGGAUCUCCUGAGAAUCCCGUCGUGCACAAUCUGCUCCUGGCUGCUGUGAUCGACGGGGACUUCCUCCCUGACGAGCCCGCCAACUUGUUCCACAACGCCGCCGCCGUCGACUACAUCAUCGGCGUCAACGACAUGGAUGGACACGUCUUCACUGCUCUUGACGUCCCCUCCAUCAACAGGCCUCUGGUGGACACCCCUUUGGAGGACAUGAGGGCGCUCCUGGGUGCUUACACCAAAGACAAGGGCAAGGCUGGUUUGGACAGAGCUUUCACCCAGUACUCAUCCUCCUGGAAUUCAAAUCCCAGCAAGGAGGCAGUCAAGAGAAGCAUCGUGGAAAUUGGAACCGACUACAUCUUCCUGAUCCCCAGCCAGGUUGCCCUCUACCUCCAUGCUGCCAAUGCCACGACAGGCCGAACCUACUCCUACCUCUUCUCUGAGCCCAACCGUAUGGCUGGUGUGGCCAAGCCCUAUCCCAGUUGGGUGGGAGCAGAUCACGCCGAUGACCUCCAGUAUGUGUUCGGAAAGCCGUUCACUACGCCUCUGGGAUACUGGCCAAAGCACCGCGACGUCUCCGGCUACAUGAUCGCCUACUGGACCAACUUUGCCAAGACAGGAGACCCCAACAGAGGGAUGAAAGUGCCCUCGACCUGGCCUAAAUUCUCCAGCUCUGGACACCAGUACCUGGAGAUCAACUCCAAGAUGAACAAGAACUCAGUGAAACAGAAGAUGAGGCUGCGCUAUGUGCACUUCUGGUCGAGCGUUUUGCCCAGCCUGCCCUCAGUUUCAGCUGCUGAGUAGAGACUUUCCACUAUUCCUUUUAUUAAAAACGUUUCGUCGUCAUGCCAGAGUUUGAGGAUCGCAGUAAUUCACUGCGUUCCAUCACUGAGAAAAUAAACCAAAACAAAAAAGUCA